UUUCCGGUCCCUGCCGAUCCUACCAUGACGUCGUGAGUCAACGGCGCCGAAGCAGAACUUGAUUCUCCACACAACCUUUCUUUAUUUAAAUAAAAAGAUCGCCUCUGUCUCACCUGCACGACAUUUCCAAUGACCGCUCGACAUGGCCUACUUUGAAGAUGGCCGAUCCCACCCCAAAUUCCGAUUUACACCAACCACCAUCGGGUUUGCUACAACAAUCAGAAGGCAAUUCGUCCCAUGUUCACUCUAGUCCCACCCUAGACGAGAAGGGCGUCACUACUACAGAUGACAACGACGACGACGACGACGACGACGACGACGACGAUGAUGAUGACGACCCCACCGGAACGUCAGACACAGACGCCGACUAUGACGGCCACCGCCCAACGCCACUGGACAUGCGCCUCUCGCGUACGCGCACCGCCAAUACCGUGCGCUCGGCCAGCACGGUAACCACCGUCACCAGCCGGGACGCCGCCAGCACCACCGGCGGCCGGGGAGGAGUCGGAGCAGACCAAGGGACCACCACCCACCCCGGCACCACCACAGCAGGCGGCACCCCCAACACCACCCUCGCGCGGCGCACCACGACGCUCCUCUCACGCAUCCGCUCCCGACCGCAGGGGGCCACCACGACCUUCACGCACCCGCUCUCGCACAUCCCCACGGCGGCCGACCAGCUCGUCGACUUCGACGGCCCCGCGGACCCCUACCGCCCCGCCAACUGGCCUUUAGCCAAAAAGGUGUGCACGACGCUGCUGUACGGCCUGGUGACCAUGAGCGCGACGUGGGCGUCGUCGUGCUACAGCGCCGGCACCGCGCAGGUGGCGGCGGAGUUUGCCGUGUCGAGCCAGGUGGCUGUCUUGGGGACGUCGUUGUUUCUGGUCGGGUUUGGGGUGGGACCGCUGCUGUGGGCGCCGUUGAGUGAGGUGUAUGGACGGCGGUUGGCCGUGUUUGUGCCGAUGUUUGUGGCGGCGUGUUUUAGCUUUGGGAGUGCGGCGAGCAAGGACUUUCAGACGUUGAUGCUGACGCGGUUUUGGGGGGCCUUCUUUGCGAGCGCGCCCGUGACGAAUACUGGGGGGGUGUUGGGCGAUUUGUAUGGCCCCGAGGCGAGGGGCGUGGCGAUGGCGGGAUAUGCCAUGGCUGUUGUGGCCGGGCCAGCGUUAGGACCGAUCGUUUCGACUGCGCUGGUUGUGCAGCCCGGACUGGGCUGGCGCUGGACCGAGCACCUCGCCGGUAUCCUUCAGGGGGGGAUCCUGUUGCUGGCCGUCAUCUUCAUCGACGAAACGUAUCCGCCGAAACUGCUCGUGUACAAGGCCCGCCGGCUGCGCAUCGAGAGCGGCAACUGGGCGCUCCAUGCCAAGUUUGAGGAGUGGGACGUCAGCGUCGCCGAGCUGGCCCGCAAGUUCCUGGUGCGUCCCAUCCAGCUGCUCUGCACCCCCAUCUGCUUUCUCGUCGCCUUGUACGCGAGCUUUUGCUAUGGUAUCCUGUACAUGCAGCUCGGCUCCAUCCCCAUCAUCUUUGGCGAGGUCCGGGGCUGGUCGCAACUGCUCUCGGCUCUGCCGUUCCUCUGUAUCUUCAUCGGCGCCAUCCUCGGCUGCGGCGCCAACGUUUACAACCAAGUGCUCUACAACAAAGCGUACCGCGCCGCCGGGAACAGGGCGGUCCCGGAGCGGCGGCUGCCCCCUAUGAUGCUUGGGUCGGUGCUGUUCGCCGGCGGACAGUUCAUUACUGGCUGGACAGCGGGUCCCAGCAUCCACUGGAUUGUGCCCUGUUUCGGGUUGGUGAUGCUCGGGACGGGAUUCUUCACCAUCUUCCAGGCCGCCCUGAAUUAUCUCGUCGACACUUUCACCGAGUAUGCCGCCUCAGCCGUGGCUGCCAAUACGUUCCUGCGUUCUUGCUUUGCGUGUGCCUUCCCGCUGGUCGUUGGACCCAUGUUCCACAACCUUGGUGUCGGUCCUGGGUCGUCGAUCCCCGCUGGGUUUUCUGUGUUGUUGAUACCCGUUCCGUUUGUAUUUUUUGCCUAUGGAAAACGGGUCCGGGCCGGGUCCAAGUGGUCACGGGCGUCCGUUCAUGAUGGAGCCAAGGGGAAAAGGAACACGUAGCGAUAGAGAUACCCAUAGAGUAUAGACUAGUUUAGAAUAGUCAAUACCGUGCAUAUCAGUACUAUCCUCGUCUGACAGGGUGCAUAGAGCACGGUGUCUGGAAGUGUUGCUGGCCACUAGGAUAUCGUGCGGUUUUAUUUCGAGAGUAUGG
Molecule: messenger RNA, 2256 nt
Organism: Chaetomium fimeti
Lineage: Eukaryota; Fungi; Ascomycota; Sordariomycetes; Sordariales; Chaetomiaceae
Product: major facilitator superfamily domain-containing protein
Exons: 2
Coding region: 159-2105 (648 amino acids)
Biological process (GO): transmembrane transport
Cellular component (GO): plasma membrane
Molecular function (GO): transmembrane transporter activity
Source: RefSeq, a predicted model, not a curated record